CUGCUGCGCUCAAACCCAGUGCAUGUGUUUGGUACUAGGCUGGAGAGAUUACGAGGAAGGGACGAAAUCAGGAGAUACGUACUGGAUGAAGGCUAAGAGUUUAUGCUUCUGUAAACAUAAUUGCAGUUUGGAACUGAGGUGUGCUCAUAUUUGGAGACAUUUUGCAUGACGCUUAACUUCUAAAUCGCUUGGAUUCGGAGUGUUUUCUACUGCUCCUUUUUACAACACCCAGUGUAACUUUGGACAAUGCUACACGAAGCCGAGGAAUGAAAUAGAUAUUAAAACAAUUCUAAACUGAUUUAGACUUUCUUCGCGUUUAAAACGUAUGGGAUUUUAAAACUGAGAAUUGAAUUUAGCUAUUGCUGCAUUUAAGGGAGCAUUCCUAAAACUUAUCGGGAGUGUUCUGCACCCAUCUUGCGUGGCACGUGAAAAGACAAUCGGCCAAGCAGUUAUAAAAUAUGCUACCACUUGCCCGUGUGCAACACCUGCAAUUUUAAGUCAACUUCUCUGUAAGUCGCCUGUAGAAGAAAUGUUGAAAAACGCAGUACCUCGACCACAGUGCUUCAAAAACGACUAGAGAAAGUGCCUCAUGCAAGAUUGGGAGAUGUGUGGAGUGUGAGGGACGGCCAUGGGAUUGGAGAGGCUGUGGCUUCUGAGUGUCAUUACUGCUGUUGCCUUUGGUCUGCUGCGUACAUCCCAGGGUAUGGAGGUGGUGGUCCGGGCCAGGGUUGGGGGUACCGCAGAGCUUGGUUGCAGUCUUACCCCCACUUCUACAGGAGCCACCACCCCAAACCUUUUCCCAUUGCACGUGGUAGAGUGGGUUCGCCUGGGUUACAAUGUUCCCAUACUAAUCAAAUUUGGAGUGUAUGCACCGCGUGUGCAUCCCAACUACAAGGAUCGCGUGUCUCUGACCCGGGGGGCCUCACUGCUCAUAGAAGGACUGAGCCUGGAGGACGAGGGCUGGUUCGAGUGUCGCAUCCUGCUUCUAGACCACACUACUGAUGAAUUCCGGAAUGGCACCUGGACCUUCCUCUCCAUCACAGCCCCACCUGUGUUUAUCAAGACUCCGCCUACCUUUGUGGAAGUUCUGCAAGGGAACUCUCUGACCCUUAGCUGUGGUGCCCAUGGCAAUCCUCGGCCAACCGUUACCUGGCAUAAAGAUGAGACCCCAAUUGAGAAGCAUGAAAAGAUGGUGGUGCUCAAUGGCACCUUGUCUUUGGCCCGUGUCACCAGAGAAACAUCAGGAAUGUAUAAAUGUCAUGUCUCCAACUCUGAGGGGAAUCUGACCCAUACUACUCGGCUGCAAGUCAAAGGCCCUCCACUUAUCAUCAUUGCCCCAGAGGACACCACCCUUAACAUAUCCCAAGAUGCAGUUCUGCAGUGCCAAGCUGAGGCUUAUCCCUCCAACCUCACUUACGAGUGGUGGAAACAAGGACAGAAUGUCUACCAUAUAGAGUAUCUUAAGACCCGUGUGAAGAUCUUAGUGGAUGGCACCCUCCUUAUACCUAGUCUUGUCCCAGAGGACACUGGGAAUUAUACCUGUGUACCAACCAAUGGGGUAAUGACCCCACCCUCUGCAUCAGCACACCUUAAAGUCAAACACCCUGCCCGGGUGGGUCGCAUGCCCAGAGAGACGUAUCUACCUACAGGAAUGGGAGGUGUCAUCUUCUGUCCAGUUCAAGCCGAGCCCCCCAUGCUCUAUGUCAACUGGACCAAAGAUGGGAACAAUUUAAACCUAGACAAUUUCCCUGGCUGGAUGGUGAACUCUGAGGGUUCAGUAUUUAUAGCCACAGCCAAUGAUGACGCAGUGGGCAUGUACACCUGUACUGCCUAUAACAGUUACGGCACCAUGGGCCAGUCUGAACCCACCAAGGUUGUCCUGCAGGACCCCCCCUCCUUCUUGCUGACCCCUCGUUCUGAGUACCUUCAGGAGGUGGGCCGGGAGCUGGUCAUCCCCUGUGUGGCUGACGGAGACCCCCGUCCCAAUAUCACCUGGAGCAAGGUCGGUCCCAGCCCUCGCUCCCCGUACACUGUGCUGUCCAACGGCUCCCUCCUCCUGAAGCCUCUCAGCAAAGACCACCAGGGAGGUUGGGAGUGCCUCGCCACUAACCGUGUGGCCACCGCCAGUGCUGGCACCGUGGUCUUGGUGCUGGGCACCAGUCCUCAUGCCACCAUGUCCGUGUCAGUCAUCACUGGGAUAAAUCAGGCCAAUGUGACCUGGGAACCUGGCUUUGACGGAGGAUACACGCAGAAGUUCACAGUCUGGGUUAAGCAGGUUUCCAGAGGCAAGCAUGACUGGGCAUCUGUCCCUGUGCCCACGUCCAAGUCCCACCUGUUAGUGGCAGGGCUCUUAGCUGACACCAGCUACCAGUUCAGUGUGCUGCCUCAGAACAAACUGGGCUCUGGUCCCUUCAGUGAAAUCAUCUCUGUUAGAACUCAGGCCCUGCCGACAGAUCCACCGACAGUGGUGACGAAUCCUUCAACUAUCAACCCUCCUUUGUUCUUGUCAGCCAAUCAAACAAUGCUGGGGAUUAUCCUGCACUGGUAUCCUCCUGAGAUUCAGACCACACCCCUCACUGGGUAUGUCCUCCAGGCUAGUAGGGACAGAGGCCAAUGGGUCAUUCUGAACAGCGGUGUGAAGGCCAACCAGACUAAACUACUAGUACAAGGAUUAUUGAGGGACUGUAUUUAUGAGCUGAGAUUGAUGUCUCGUAGUAAUAAACUACUGAGCGAGCCCAGUGAGACUGUCACUGUGAACACCACAGGGAUGGAGAUGUACUCUGUGCAACCAGGCUUCUUGGAGUUUGUCCCUGAGCCUCUGCUGGCUGGUGUGAUGGGCGGAGUGUGCUUCCUGUUCAUUGCCAUCAUCCUCUCCUUGGUGACCGCCUGUGUUAUGAGCCGGAGGAGAGCCCAUCGGCGCAUGAAGAAGAGAGAUGAUCUCCAUUCUGCCUUCCAGAAGAGUUCUUCUCCAGAAGCUCGCUUGCCUCCAGACAGCCCUGACAGCGUCCUAAAGAUGAAGUUGUGUCCUCCCCUGUCGUUCUUCCCGAACACCUCGUCUUCCCAGUCUGACCGCUCCUCCUUUGAUAAAGGGAGUCGUGGAGAAUACCAGGAUCCACGCAGGCAGCUCCUAUCCAGCUCCUCUCCCCCACCCCACUAUACCCUGUUUGAGAGCCACCUGGGGGGUAAAGCCCCCUCAUUGUCUGCUCUGGAGUCGAUAUCAAGAGGACCUGAUGGACGUUUCAUUGUUCAGCCACUGCAAGAGGGGUCUACUCAUUCCAACAUGAAACCAAUCUUCCAACAAACCCAAAUCAAUGGGAGAGGUAGCCACACAGGGAGCAACAGAUCAUCUUUACGAGUCUCUCCAAAGCUCAACACUCUGAGCUCUGAGGGGGGAGAGAUAAAGGACCCUCCCCUGACAGUGGAGGUUAUAGAACUCAGCAAGCCCCCUGCUUCUCCAGGUCGAGUAAGGGCCAUGGCCAGGAACUUCUCCCGUCAUGGCUGCUUCUAUUCUGAUGAUGAGCAGGGCAUCUCUGAGGCUCUGCUGGAGAGAAGCAGCCUCUACUCUGACAGUGGUGAGAAGAGAGCCUGUGACUCCUUGAAAAGAUACCGUGCUUCGCACCCAGAAGAAAUCUUCCCCAGCUUGGGCAGGAGAGCCAAACUGCUAGAGAGGAACAGGCAUCACCAAGUAGGAUACCAAGCCAUAGAGCGAGAGAGCCAGUUGACCAACGACAGCACACUGGUUUUACAGAUUGGGACAAGUAAACAAGUGCAGGAUAACCUUAGCAAGUGUCUGCAGCUGGCCAAAGAGAGGGAGGAAAUGGAGAUGGAGCUGGAUAACUAUGCCACCAGCCAGAGGCCAAGGGAGGGGGAGAAAGAAGAGUGGCUGCCCAAGCAGCCAGCGAGCCCUCAGAGGGAACAGGGCCAUUCAGGGCCUGAGGAUCCUAUAUGGAAGCCACAAGAAAUUACUUUACGUCCCAAAGCCCACCAGACAUCUGGGCAGACCCAUCAGCUGUCGGAAUAUAGAAGGGCCUGCUACUUUGGGAACACCAGCAGCCCAAUGGACCGGCUUCCUUCCUCCAACAUUCAAUGGGACAUCAGCCCAGUCACCUCAAACAACAGCCUUAUCGCAGGGCAGAACCUAUUAGAGAGCACCACUCCAAGGUCCCAACAUCCUCACCAAUGUCACAAAGGGCCAGCCAUUGAGGACUCUCUACAUGGGAACUGCUCACACUCACCAGUCACUCAUCGCACCUCUCUAUCUCUGCUUUCUCCUACCUCAGAAAGCCCACCUAUUUGUCAAAGAACAGCCAGAAGCCCUGACAAAGUCAGGUUGAGGAGUCCUGACAGAACUGUAGAGAAAGAGCAGGACACAUACCACAAUAGGUCCAGGAUUGAGGAAUGCUGGAGAGAAAAGGAGCAGCCAGGAAAAUUUGCCUUAAAGCCAAGAUCAUCUUUCACUUAUGAUACACAGCAUCUGGAGCUAGCAGCAGAAAGUGUUAGAUCUGUUUCAGCCAGUCGAGUAAGUGCCACUAGUCCUAGCCAGCCUUACCCAGGCACUGCACCAUAUAGUCUUUCAACCAAAACAGAGACAAUAGAUGACCUUAGGGAGAGUAUAAAUCACUGUCAUUCUAGUAAUUCUAACUUGUCCUAUGAGGCCAAAGUGAGAGAUGACCCUAGAUGUUCUGUAUUGUACCCUGAGCAGGAGAGAGAGGGUGUGAGGGCUCGCUCCAGAAGGAGCGAUAGGGCUCUUUUUAGUGUCAGCCCCAGUGGCAUUUCCCCCUUAACAAUUCUGGAAGAGAGCAAUCAGUCCCUGUUCUCUGUUGCCAGAAUGUCAGAGUCUUUCAAGAAUAACCCGGAAACACAGGCUCCAACUCCACUGAACACACGUGCAAUUCUGGAGUACUUGAGCCUUCCGGGUUUCAUUGAGAUGAGUGUCGACGACCCUGAGGAUGAGUCUGAACUUACAGACACUGCUUGCCAAAACACAGAGAUGCACCCAGAUACCUCUCUGGAAGGUAAGCCAGACGUGGUUCCCAAAAACUGGGAAGUUCAUGUACAGGACACUCUGGAGACAAGUUCCAGACAAAAAACUGUUUCUUUUCUAGAAAAUAAACAUUCUGUUGGUCCAGCAGAAGCAGCUGAGAAGCCAGACUCUAGAUAUUCUCUGCUUGUGAAAGACAGAGAUUCUAGUCAAAAACCUGGGAUUCCAGAGUGGUCAAAAAAAAAAUCCAUGGGUUCUAAACACACAGGAAAUUAUCGUUAUUAUGAGCUGUCACAACCACUUAUUAGUCAAAAGACCACAGCUUCAGAAAGAGCACAGUUAAAGAGCCCAGCCCAGACGUUGGUUGGGGUAGCUCAAACCGUAGCUGAUGUUGUGUCAAAACAAACUAAUGCUUAUUCAGGUAAACCACAGUUGGCUUCAGAACAAUCCCAAAGACCAAUUUCUCAGGACAACAGGACUAAUAAAAUAGCCUCUAGGAUCUAUCAACCCCCUAUGCCGUUCAUUAAGAAAUCACUGAGUAUUGGCCCCUGCAGAACACUUUCAGGCAUGGGACAACCUCGUCCAUUCCUGAAGAAAUCUAUCAGCUUAGGGUCACAGAAAUGGGAGCAUUUUGAAAACCCAAGGACAUAUGUCUCAGAGAAAUGUUACUGGGAUGAACUCCCAACUCCAGACAUCCGGGUCAAGUCGUAUAGUUUAGGACGCACCCCUGCCUCCUCGUCCAGGCGGGAUGAGGUCCCUUUUAGACGGCCGAGUGUUAGUAGCUCUGAGAGGUCUCGGUAUGCUGACAGAUCCCUGGAGAGGCCUCAGUAUGACAGAUCCCUUGCCAGCUCUUCUUAUACCUACAUCAGCCCAUCCAUGUAUCCACCAAGACAACUGUCAGCCUAUGCUAGAAGAGACUUAUCUGUUCCCCAUAGAGAACCUGAUGCUUAUUCUGAUGCCUCCAGGUUGCAUAUCACAUAUCAGGAUGCACUGAGGUCUGUACAGCAAAGAUAUGUUCCAAUGGAUUUCCCAUUAUCCCAGUACCCAACCAGACCAGACCAGUACCCACCCAGAAUAAGCAUAAGGGGGGAUGAGGCCAGAUCGAUGGAGUCCAACAGGGUCCCGUUGAGGCCCAGCCUGCCCCGGAUGUGUAGCUGGCCCUCACCCUACCAUGGUGCCCCCAUUCCCACCAGGGAUGUAGACAGUCAUAGAGAGCCAGAGAGGGGGAAGGGGGCAGUGGCUGAGGGAGAAGUGAAAGAAAACCGGGAGGUAGGGAGGGCCAGUUAUGCCAGCCAGAGCAGCGGUAGAGGUAGCGUUGGCCUCCUCCGCCAGUCCCUCUCUAUCACACCCACCCUUCUGAGCUCUCCAGAGACAACAGAGGAAAGUGAGCCACAGAGAGACAGAGCCGAUAUGGAUCUACAUGAGCCGAGGAAGAAAAGAAGGAACACAUCAGUAGAUGAGAGUUAUGAAUGGGAUUCUGCGGAUGUUUGUGUUGACCUGAAAGUCCUGGAGGCCAUGCAGCCACAGGCAGGGUUAGGGAAGGGCAGGGGAGACAGCAGGCAUGAUCGACCCAGUUCUGCGGCUGGCCUCCAGGACCCCUACAGUAGAGGCCCACCCCCUUCAGUCAGUCCUCCCGUUUUUAACCCACCUCGCUGCACAUAUGGCCGCUCCCUAAGUGAGGCUCGCUUCAAUGCACUCCGUCUGGAGUACCAGGAGUACAGGCGCCUCCAGGAAGCCUCCUGCACCAGUGAUCCUUGCCUCCCACCUGACCCAGACUUUGACUCCAACUCAGCACUCCUCUAAUCUCCUGCCCACUCUGGUCUGUUCCUUUUUGCCUGCCACUGCUACCUCCUUAACCUUCUGUUUAACCUGCCAUUCCCUGUCUCAGAUUGUUUUAAUUCCUUUGCUGUGAAAUUGUGCAUUCAUCUUUUCCAGUUAUUUAUUUAGCACUGUAUUUUUAUGCCAUUUUAUACUAGCUUAUGGAUACAUAAUGUGACAAUUUGUCUUCAUGAUCUUUUAUUGUUUGUUCUGAGAAUGUAUUUAACAAUGUGCUGUAUUAAUCAUUGUUUGUUUCAGAUAUAUAAUGAAAAGGAAUUGAAUAGUAUCUCUGAUGGACAAAAUACCACACUGUGGUCCUGGAUACAUGCUGGAUAUCUUUACAGAAGCUCCAUGAUACUGCAACACCUGAUUUCAAUAUACAACAUCCAUGUCCUCAGCUUAUUUGAUUUAUUGUUACUUAAGGGGGAUUUGGCCAUUUUUUCAUAUGCUCGCAUUUCUUCUCUAGAUUUAUAGCUAGCUACAUUAGCAGAUGUUUAGAAUGGCCAAAACAAACGUAUUACGGUUUCUCUACACCAGUGUUUUUCAACGCUGCUCCUUGAGGCACACCUCCCUGCAUGUUUUAGAUCUCUCCCUGCUCUAUCACACUUGAUUCAAAUGAUCAGCUCAUUAUCAAGUUUUUGAUGAGC
Molecule: messenger RNA, 7446 nt
Organism: Esox lucius (northern pike)
Lineage: Eukaryota; Metazoa; Chordata; Actinopteri; Esociformes; Esocidae
Gene: igsf9b
Product: immunoglobulin superfamily, member 9b
Exons: 21
Coding region: 629-6784 (2051 amino acids)
Biological process (GO): cell-cell adhesion
Molecular function (GO): protein binding
Source: RefSeq, a predicted model, not a curated record